CAAAAUGAAAAUGACAUUGCUUGACGUUUGAAGGUCACGCGAUAAUUUUCAAACAAAAUAAGUUUGCAUGUCUGAUAACUUUUUAGUUUAGUUGAAGCAGUAUUACUGAGAUAAAAUAACUUGAUACAAAUAUGGGUUCGCGUUUUGAAGGUGUCGAGCAGGGACCUCCAAUCGAAGUCUUCCAGCUUAACAAACUUUUUAUUGAUGACACAUUUAAAAAUAAAGUCAACUUAACAAUUGGGGCAUACAGGGAUGAAAAUGGUAAACCAUGGGUGUUGCCAGUGGUGCGCAGAACAGAAAAGCAGAUGGCAGAAGAUGAAUCCUUGCUGCAUGAAUAUCUACCAGUACUUGGCUUGGACCAGUUUACGUCUGCGUCAGUGUCAAUGUUGCUUGGAGAAGAUAACCCUGUGAUUGCCGAAGGUCGUGCAUUCGGUGUACAAACACUGUCUGGGACUGGUGGACUGCGCGUCGGAGCAGAGUUCCUUAACAAGCACCUCAAGUAUACAACAUUUUACUACUCCAAUCCGACAUGGGAGAAUCACCAUCUCGUGUUCAUGAACUCUGGUUUCACGCAACCGCGUUCGUACCGCUACUGGAACCCGGAGACUCGCGCCAUUGACUUCGAUGGUCUGAUCGCGGAUCUGAAGGGCGCACCCGAGAACUCUGUCAUCAUCCUGCACGCGUGCGCCCACAACCCCACCGGCAUAGAUCCCACACACGAGCAGUGGGAGAAAAUCGCUGACGUUAUGGAGGAACGCAAGUUGUUCCCGUUCUUCGACAGUGCAUACCAGGGUUUCGCCUCGGGAGAUCUGGACCGCGACGCCUGGGCCGUGCGUUACUUCGUCAAGCGAGGCUUCGAGCUCGUCUGCGCUCAGUCCUAUGCAAAGAACUUCGGACUUUACAACGAACGUGUGGGCAAUCUGGCCAUAGUGAUGUCGGACGCGAAGCACGUGGCGCCGUGCAAGUCGCAGCUGACGUGGAUCGUGCGCGGGAUGUACUCCAACCCGCCGGCGCACGGCGCCAGAGUCGUGGCCACCGCGCUCUCCAACAAGCAUCUCUUCGAUCAAUGGAGAGAUCACAUCAAGGCAAUGUCAUCUAGAGUCAUCGAGAUGAGAGAAGCAUUAAGAUCAGAAUUAGUCAAACUUGGCACUCCUGGCAACUGGGACCACAUAGUGAACCAGAUCGGUCUGUUCUCGUACACUGGUCUGACGCAGCGUCAGAGCGAGUACCUGAUAGAGGAGUACCACAUCUACUUGUUGCGUACGGGACGUAUCAACGUGUGCGGCCUCAACCCCGGCAACGUGCAGUACGUGGCGCGAGCCAUACACGACGCCGUCACCAAGUUCCCGGCACAACAGUAAUGUAUUUGUAUGUCUGAGGCUUGCGGUGACCGAUUUGUUUGUGUUGUCUGGAAUUGUACACUGUUCGAGACGAAACAGCAUCAUUUCGAGACCAAUUUGAUGGUAUUCGCAUCUGUACCGAUGUUACAACGUGUUUGUACCGAUGUUACAACGUGUUUGUACCGAUGUUACAACGUGUUUGUACCGAUGUUGCAACGCAUCUGUACCGAUGUUACAACGUGUUUGUACCGAUGUUACAACGUGUUUGUACCGAUGUUACAACGUGUUUGUACCGAUGUUACAACGUGUUUGUACCGAUGUUACAACGUGUUUGUACCGAUGUUACAACGUGUUUGUACCGAUGUUACAACGCAUCUGUACCGAUGUUGCAAUGCAUCUGAAUGUUUUCUAUGUUACAAGAUUGAGAUUAUUGGAAUGUGAUGUCGCAUAUUGAUAGGUCAGUAUUUUGGCUUAUAAAUUUGAAGACCUAUAAUUAAUCGAAUUUAAUAUUUGGGAAAAGUAUUAGAAAAAUAUCUCUUUAAAAUUUUUGGAUGGCUUUUAUUUUACAACAUAACAAAUCGGUCUCGUUCUUCAUAAUUGUUGUUUAUUUAUUAAUAUUUAUAAAAACUCAGCGCUUUACAUGUAAGUGAAUACCUGGCAAUAAGAACA
This is a messenger RNA of Papilio machaon (common yellow swallowtail), 2009 nucleotides long. RefSeq names its product aspartate aminotransferase, cytoplasmic (gene Got1). The record is from RefSeq and is a predicted model, not a curated record. Gene Ontology annotation, cellular component: cytosol. NCBI's taxonomy places the organism in Eukaryota, Metazoa, Arthropoda, Insecta, Lepidoptera, Papilionidae. Gene Ontology annotation, molecular function: L-aspartate:2-oxoglutarate transaminase activity; pyridoxal phosphate binding. The coding region runs from base 132 to 1361 and encodes 409 amino acids. Gene Ontology annotation, biological process: L-aspartate biosynthetic process. The transcript has 9 exons.